Messenger RNA from Colletotrichum godetiae, 2600 nucleotides. Its product is annotated as fungal-specific transcription factor. Lineage: Eukaryota; Fungi; Ascomycota; Sordariomycetes; Glomerellales; Glomerellaceae. Bases 488 to 2248 code for a protein of 586 amino acids. Gene Ontology annotation, molecular function: zinc ion binding; DNA-binding transcription factor activity, RNA polymerase II-specific; RNA polymerase II cis-regulatory region sequence-specific DNA binding. Gene Ontology annotation, biological process: positive regulation of transcription from RNA polymerase II promoter by galactose; DNA-templated transcription. The transcript is spliced from 2 exons. Gene Ontology annotation, cellular component: nucleus. The record is from RefSeq and is a predicted model, not a curated record.
GAGCGGAGCGAGGAAGACUAACAGCCUCAGGUGCAUACCCAGCCUCGAAGAAACCACGCAAAGACCGAGGAAAUAGCGCGUAAGUCUAUAGCUCGAUAUGGACACGGUACUUUAUGUUAUUGACUAACUUAGUAGUGAUACCGAUGCACAAGCCAUUCAAUCCCUACGGGAUCAAGUCGCUUCUUUGCAAGGAGGCCUUGACCAGCUACGCCGGCACCAGUCCCAGCAACCGUCGGAAAAUCAGUCAAGCCCUCUACAUUCUGAGGUUGCACCAACAGUGAUCCAAGAUCUCCCUGUCUCAUUGGACAAUCCAGAUGACCAAGUGGUGGACCCGGCACUGCAACCUGGCCCCAUUGUCGUGGACGUUGAAUCCUCCGCUAGCCAAGACGAGCCUCAACCAUCAGCUAGUUACACUUUUAACAUCAGUCUUGCAAGAACACAUCUACGAGCACGCGGUAUCGGCACCGCCGAUCACGAAUCCGGCGGUAUGCCUGGAUCUGUCAAUCCAACUCGCCCACCUUCACCAUCUAUCCAAACAGCCUUUGGGUUAGACGUCGGGUCAAUAGAUCCUUUGUGGCUGAUCAACGAAGAAGAAGCUGUUCGGCUGUGCAAUGUGUAUGAAGAAGAGAUUGGAAUUCAGUACCCCUUUCUCGACAUCGGGUGGCUUACCGAACGAGUUCGAAGCCUUUACCAUGCUAUGAACAGCGGUUCUCGGCUUGGAUUCGCCUUUGCUGCAAUCCCAGGACCGACAAUUAUUGAUCCUCAGGAUCUGAGCUUGGUCAAGAUGGUGCUAUCCACAGCCCUGACCGUAGAAGCGGGAGGCUCAAGUCAGCUUGGCAGAUCCCUAUUCCUCGAUGUGAGGAAGUCAUCACAUGACAAGCUAUGGGAAUCGGCGAGCAUUAAGUCGACUAUGCUCUACAUCUUGCUCGUAAGUGGCGCCCACAGUUGGACUAGCUUAUACAAGCUUGCUAACAAAAGCCUUCAGGCGGUUUACAGCUUCAUGACUGGCGACGAUUUGCAAGCCUGGAGACUUGUCGGCAUUGUUGCCCGAUGGUGUUUGGAAAUGGGACUUCAUCAAUCAGCAACCAUCAGCAAAACUUUCAAGGAUGCUGGAAAACGUAAGAUGGCUAUGCGGCUAUUCUGGUGUGUCUACACAUUAGACCGGCGUUGGGGCUUUGGCGCAGGACUGCCUUUCGUGAUGCACAACUUCGAUGUUGACCAGCAAUUACCAGAGCCAGAUCAAGAUGUUCCGUAUCUCAGAGCCAUGGUUGAGUACAGCCGAAUUGGCGACAAAGUUUGGGCGACAUCGUACAACUCGGCGAGAGCCACGGGCGCCAUUCGAGACGACGAAAUCUCCUACCUGUUGUACCGCAUAGAUCAGUGGUAUGAAGACCUCCCGGAAGAUUUGAGGCUUUCCUCAAACGAGCAGACGGCGAGCCCCAAUACGAACUCUACAACGUCUAGAGGUCUUCAACGGCUGCAGGUUCUGCUUCACCUGCGAGCCAACCAGAUGAAGAUCCUUCUGCUUCAACCAUUCCUCCACUCAACAUCCAGUCUCAAGUCCAACAAGUCCAAGGUCCAGUCACUUGUCAACCUGGCCAAGGACACCAUCCAGAUGCUUGACUCUCUCAACAAGUCAACAGACAUCUACCAAAAUCAACAAAUGUGUUUCAACCAUUUCCUUGUCUCAGCUCUGGGAGUCAUCUUCCUAGUGGUAGCCCUGUCGCCAAUGGAACACGGCGCUUCAGUCCGCGAUGAAUUCCAUACCGCACUGGACUUGAUCAGAGGUCUAAGUGCUCGAUCGUAUGUCUCUAGCCGGCUGUGGAGGAGAAUAAGCGACCUACGGCUCGCUUGGCGAAAGCUGGGACUAAACGCUCCCCAGUCGAGGGAGACCAGGGAGCCUAGUACGCAGCAUGGUCACGCGCUAGUCACACCACCCACCUCAUCUGGAGGUAUGGACAUCCCACCUGGAAGCGUGCCGACAGCUGUCGAUGAUGGUUUGCGCGCACCGGAGCUCGACACAUGGCCAGCAGGCUCGGGUGAGCCUUUCACCGAGGCUCAGAUGGCGCAGGAGCUGAACGACUUUUUCAACUCGAUAGAUGGCGGGGGAGAUUUUGGGAUUCUUUUACCUGUUCUGGGUACUGACGGUGACGGCCUUGAUCCAGAGCGAGGGCCAGAGGAUUCGUUUCUCGUGGAUGAUAUGAACACCUCCAUGGGUGUGUCACACUUAUUUGUCGAUAUGCUAUAAAAUGACCUGAUGUAUUACGAACCAUGCAACCUCUCGACAUCCUUAUAAAUCAGAAUCCAGUGAACGCUAGUGUAUUCGUCGACUCCUUUGAAGCUUGCCAUACUUAACCACCAUACUAGUAGUGAUUCGCAUGAUGUUGGCAAUAACUAAUUGACAACAAGGCUGCUGCAACAACUCAAGCAAAUGACAUGCAUUUCUAAUAAUUGACGAACUUGUGUAACAUGCGAUUCGGGCUGAGAGUCUGAAGCCGGCGAUGAACAUUCAGGAUCCCGGCUCACUCACGACCAGUUCUCACCAAGUUCCUCGCCUUACAGCUUGCUCAUUCUGCGGAACGCAUGAAAGCCAAUUGACU